CCGCCAUCUGAGCAACCUCAUCGCUCCCGCCCCCGCCGCCCCAAUCACCAGCCACAGAGGUGGUACAUCAAACAUGGUUGCCGCUGGGUCUAUCGCCGUAGCUGUCCGCGUCCGCCCGCCAACAACAUGGGAGGGUUCACGACUUCCACAAACCACUUACGACAACUGCAUACGGACGGACGGAGCGCUCUCCAUCUCUCCGGCAAAGUCUGUCACGAAUAACGCGCCUCUUCGCGACGUCAUUCAGAUUGUUGACGACCGCGUACUUACGUUCGACCCCGAGGAGAAAGACGCCUCCAGGGCCUUCGUCGAGCGUGGGUUUCUUCCACCAGGGACGAAACGAUACAAAGAUCGCCGCUUCAUAUUCGACAGGGUGUUCGACCACCAGGCGCGGCAGGAAGACGUGUAUUGCAACACGGCCAAACCCCUACUCAGCAAUCUAUUAGAUGGAUAUAAUGCGACGAUCUUUGCCUACGGUGCUACAGGGUGUGGCAAAACACAUACCAUCAGCGGCACCGAUGACGACCCGGGCAUUAUCUACUUGACCAUGGCCGACCUUUUCCAACGGAUAGGAGAUCGGCGGGAAGAAUACGUGACCGAAGUCGUGGUUACGUUCCUGGAGAUUUACAAUGAGGAGAUUCGUGACCUACUUGGGGAGCCUGGCAAACCGACGCCGCGUGGGGGCCUCCAGAUCCGGGAGGACAAGACAGUGAAAGUAGUGGGACUGCAGGAGCUUCGACCGAAGAGUGCGGACGAGGUGAAGGCUAUUGUCUUGCUUGGCAAUUCGCGGCGAACGCAAUCUCCCACCCACGCGAACGAAACAUCGUCGCGCUCGCAUGCAGUUCUCCAGGUGCAUGUCACACAGGCGCCGCGCACUGCAAACAUCACGGAGCAGAGGACAAUGGGAACCCUGUCCAUCAUUGACCUCGCGGGUAGCGAGCGCGCCGCGGCAACGACGAACAUGGGCCAGCGGAUGGUCGAGGGUGCGAACAUCAACAAGUCGCUGCUCGCCCUCGGGAACUGUAUCAAUGCGCUCUGCGAGAGCGGAGGCGCGGUACGACACAUACCAUACCGGAACAGCAAGCUGACGCGCCUUCUCAAAUUCUCCCUCGGCGGCAACUGCAAGACGGUCAUGAUCGUCUGCAUUGCGCCCACAUCGCUGCACUUUGACGAUACGCAGAACACCCUCGUGUAUGCCGAGCGUGCGACGCGCAUCAAGACGAAGGUUGUCACGCGCAACGUUGUCAACGUCGAUCGCCAUGUCGGGCAGUACGUCGAGGCGAUCAACCGACUCAACUUGGAGGUCGCGGAACUCAAGCAGAGGCUCGCUGGCAAACGCGACGCCGAGGCAGAGAAGGAGAAGCGUCGCCGGCAGGAGGCGGCGGCGGAGGUUGCACGUUCGAAGAAUGACAUGCAGCAGAAAGCAGAGCAGAUGCAAGCUUCCAUCGUGGACGGUGCAACUUGUGCAGGCAAGAUUGCCAUCGCGAAAGCGAAGCUCAAGGUCAUCCGCGCACGUCUGACCCAACUCGACGCAGAGGCGUCGUCCUCAUCCACACUCCCAGCCGACCUCGAGACGGAGCGGCAGUUGCUCAAAGCACUCGCGGGCCCAGAGGAGGAUGUCGUCAAAGCACAGUCCACGCUUAACACCCGUGUGCAGCGCUCCAGCAACGCUGACGCCAUGUUCGAUGCGACCCUGCGUGCUGUCAGCGAACGCAGGUCGGACAAACUAGACGAGUACGCAGUGGACAACGUGAAACUCGACGCUCGCUGGCGUAAGGCUGAGAUGGAGCGCGCGAAAGCGGAGGCCGGGAAGGAGGCCCUGCAGGAAGCAGUCACCACCCAGGCGGAGGCACUGGUCAACUUCAUCGGCCUGGUGAGCCGCUGCACAGUUAUGUUGGGCGAUGCCAGCCGGAUCCUUGCUACGGCCGUGGGGGAGGGGCGAGAUGGCAUGGAGGCCACCGUCAAAGCCCUGUCAUCCUCCCUCGGCAACGUCGCCGAGGGCAACGACGAAGCAUUCAAGGCACUCCUCGGGCAUUCGAUUGCUUCCUACGCCGUUGGCGCCGCUCCGUCAUCUCUUGCCAACUUCAACUUCAAGGCCUACCCUUCGACUCUCGGAAUCAGCAGGUCGGCUUCGGGAUCGGCGGCUCCGCAGCCCGGGAAGCCAAGGCUUUCGAGACGUUCUUCCUCUUACGGGUCCGCCGUACCAGCUUCUCCUUUGCGGAAGAAGAGCCCUCGUAAGUCACUGCGCUCUAGCCUUGCUCCGCCGUCCGUGCCAUACAGACGUGUCUCCGACAAAGACAAGGGCAAGAAGAAGGGGGUGCAAUGGCGAGAUGAAGCCGGGCAGGGCGACAUCGACGAUGGCGGGCUCGGUGCAACUGGUCCAGUUAUCACAGUGUCACCAGAUCUCGCAGAGACGUCCGUCGCCUCCGUCUUCGGCCCAAGCUCUACCACAUAUGCUGCAAAGCGCCCCACGUCCAGAGCCGGAUCUGAGAGCGAGUGGGAGGACGAGAAAACCGAUGAUAGCUUCAACAUCAGCUUCUCCCAGAACGCCUCACUGGAUGCAUCCGCCCCCUCCGCUGGCGCCGUCCGCAAGCGGCCAAGGGCCAACCGGCUCGACCCCUCUUUCCUGAAGUCGAAGUCCCGGGGCUCGAACCUCGAGAGUCUGACAGAGAAGGACGAGGACGUUACGAUGGGCUCGCCCGCGAAGCGGCCCCUGGGCGACCGUAACAUGAACCGCAUCCCCUCCCCAGACGGCUCUAGCAGCAGCUCGAGCACCAUGGACCCGCUCCACAUCCCGAAGGGCCGCGACAGGCACCACGGCAGCCCUGAGAGGCGUAUACCUAUGACGCCGAAGGUGGUCGGGAUCAGCAAGGGCGCGCGCCGGCGGUCGCAGAUUGGGCCUCUGCGCAGCGACCGGCCCCGGAGGCGGUCGAGCAUGAUCCCACAGCUGUCGCCGGUUGACCGCGACGGGAACGAUUCCGGCAACACGUCGCAGAUCCUCCACAAGAGCAUGUCCGGCGCCCGGCGCGUCCCCAUCAGUGGAGGAGAGCGGUCGCCGGCGAAGCGGGCGAAGAAGAUGUCGCUGCUGAGCGUGUCGUCUACUCGGAUGGUUGCCUCUGCCCGCUUGAAGAUGCCGGACGCUAACACCAGUGCCGAGAUGAGCUUCAACAAAUCAGCAGUGGGAGGGAAGCCAACCUGGAAGUGAGCCUGAGGAGCUGCGGCUUUGUUGUAUAAACAUAGAGUAUCACCAUGAUCAUGAUUCAGACGACUUGCCUGUGCCACCUUGUUUACUGUGAUCGUCGUUUGUCUGCGUUCGUGCAUUUUCGUUAUACGUGUCUUAUAUAUUGCUAUGUGUUCCGAACGUUGUUGUCUUAACAUGUCCUUGUUCGUGUCAUCUAUACCCUGUCGACUUUAUCCUUCAUGCAAACCAAUGGUAUUGCGUACACCACCUGGGAUUCAUACAA
Molecule: messenger RNA, 3464 nt
Organism: Rhodofomes roseus
Lineage: Eukaryota; Fungi; Basidiomycota; Agaricomycetes; Polyporales; Fomitopsidaceae
Product: kinesin-domain-containing protein
Exons: 3
Coding region: 74-3205 (1043 amino acids)
Biological process (GO): mitotic sister chromatid segregation; microtubule-based movement; microtubule depolymerization
Cellular component (GO): nucleus; kinesin complex; mitotic spindle astral microtubule
Molecular function (GO): ATP hydrolysis activity; plus-end-directed microtubule motor activity; microtubule binding
Source: RefSeq, a predicted model, not a curated record